Molecule: messenger RNA, 801 nt
Organism: Colletotrichum karsti
Lineage: Eukaryota; Fungi; Ascomycota; Sordariomycetes; Glomerellales; Glomerellaceae
Exons: 3
Biological process (GO): protein import into mitochondrial matrix
Cellular component (GO): PAM complex, Tim23 associated import motor
Source: RefSeq, a predicted model, not a curated record
CUGCUCACCACCGAAAACUACCACACCGAAUCGAACACGACCACGAUGCUGACUCCCACGAGCACUUUUGCUCUCCGCCUAGCCGGCCAGGGCGCCGCCCGCGCCUCCAUCGCUUCCUCCAUCGCCCGCACAUGCCCGUACUCGACAGCCGCCGCCUCCAAGAAGUCCCCCGCCCGCCCGAUCGGCCUCGCCCCGUCCUCCCCGAUCGCCCGCAGCAGCGCCGUCUUCACCUCCUCCUCGACGUCUCCCAUCAUCGCCCGCGUCGUCCGCCAGCCGUGCUCGCAGCGCUGCAACGCAACCUCUGCCGCCGCCGCGGCGCAAAAGCCCUCCGCUCCUCAGCAGGGCGACAGGCUCGACUGGAACACCUUCUUCGCCCUGCGCAAGUCCCGCCGCAGGUGGCAGCUCGGCUUCAGUCUCGUGGGCUUCGCCGGGUCGUUCGUGGGCGGCGCGGGUGUUCUCACGACGGGCGUCGCGGACUCCCUGGUUACGCAGGUGCCGCUGGAUCCCUUCAUCACCCUUGGACUUAUGACGUUCAGCCUGGGCGCGUUGGGCUGGUUGAUGGGGCCUAGUGUUGGAUCGCUCGUGUUCUACACCCUUAACAAGAGGUGGAAGAACCAGAUGACGAUGAAGGAGAAGGAAUUCUUCGCUCGCAUCAAGAAGAACCGUGUCGACCCCUCCGUCUCCUCCGUUGGCAACCCUGUCCCUGAUUUUUACGGCGAGAAGAUCUCCAGCGUCGCUGGUUACCGUCAAUGGCUCAAGGACCAGCGGGCCUUCAACCGGAAGCGCAUCACCUUCGUGUAA